AUGAAAAAUCCUACUGAUUUCAUUACACACUACGGCAGUGUGUACUUUGAUGAUGAUGUAGACACAUCUUUCUUCUCUCUGCCUCAGUUCAGAGGUUGUGAAGAGGUCCUUCAAGCUGGUCAUAAUGUGAGUAGUAUCUACACGAUAUUCCCAGCUGGAUUCAAUGAUGGGCUGCAGGUCUACUGUGAGAUGGGGACUGAUGGUGGAGGAUGGAUCGUCAUUCAGAGGCAUCAAGAUGGCAGCGUUGACUUCUACCGCAACUCGACUGACUACCAGCUUGGCUUUGGCAGCUUGUCUGGUGAGUUCUGGCUUGGGAAUGACAACCUACGCAGCCUGACUGAGACUGAAGCACUGCAGGAGACUCGCUCACAUACCACAAUGGAAUGA
Patiria miniata (bat star) is the source of this 387-nucleotide messenger RNA. Its product is annotated as ficolin-2-like. NCBI's taxonomy places the organism in Eukaryota, Metazoa, Echinodermata, Asteroidea, Valvatida, Asterinidae. The record is from RefSeq and is a predicted model, not a curated record. The coding region runs from base 1 to 387 and encodes 128 amino acids. The transcript has 2 exons.